AUGUUGGCCAAUAGUUUUAAUUUCAUCCUACACAAAGUCUAUGCUGAAGUAAAACAUACUAUUUAUAUUUACUAUAAUUUCAUAACUGGUGACCAUGCUUGGAAACUUCAGGAAGAUUUGCCUAAUGAUGUGACCCUACUUGGUGUGGUCCUCUCCUUAGAUAAAACCAAGGUCAGCAACCUUGCUGGCAACCACUAUGCCUAUCUUCUUCUUAUCAUUCUUGCCAAUAUCGACCCUAAUGUAUGUGCUAAAGGAUUCCUCCAGGCAUAUAUCCCUCUCACUCUACUUCCUGUUGCAAAGUUUAUUCAUAAGGUUAAAUGCAUGCAUAGUGUUCUGGCAGACCAGUUACUUCAUCAAUACAUCGACAUUGUGAUUAAAUCAUUAAAGCAAACUGCACACCUAGGCAUCAUGAUGAGUGAUUCAGUGAGGUUCAGUAGAUAUUGUUUCAUGCCCCUUGUUGCUUAUAUAGUCAAUACUCCAGAGGAGCUUGUCAUUGCAUGCAUAACCAUGAAUGCAUUACCUUUCACUAUGGCUACAUGUACCAACUUUGGGAAUCCAGACCGUCAUCCUUUUCAUAAAAGCUGA
Suillus bovinus is the source of this 585-nucleotide messenger RNA. RefSeq lists its product as uncharacterized. The coding region runs from base 1 to 585 and encodes 194 amino acids. NCBI's taxonomy places the organism in Eukaryota, Fungi, Basidiomycota, Agaricomycetes, Boletales, Suillaceae. The transcript has 2 exons. The record is from RefSeq and is a predicted model, not a curated record.